Molecule: messenger RNA, 1806 nt
Organism: Ananas comosus (pineapple)
Lineage: Eukaryota; Viridiplantae; Streptophyta; Magnoliopsida; Poales; Bromeliaceae
Product: 7-hydroxymethyl chlorophyll a reductase, chloroplastic
Exons: 19
Coding region: 108-1484 (458 amino acids)
Biological process (GO): chlorophyll cycle
Cellular component (GO): chloroplast
Molecular function (GO): 7-hydroxymethyl chlorophyll a reductase activity
Source: RefSeq, a predicted model, not a curated record
GCGGCAAUAUCUCCAUUCUCCAGCAUCGUCAAGCUCUCACCCCGUCCACUCGUUCGAGCUCUCGCUUCGGCGUCGUCUCCCCUCUGUGCACCUCCGCCGCACCCGCCAUGGCCACCGCGGCUUCGUGCUCCUCCUUCGUCCUCCCCUUCACCAUACGCUCCUCCUCCUCCUCCUCUUCCUCCCCAUCCCCUUCCCAAGAGAAAUCGACGAAUUCGGUGAAGCUAAGAGAGGAUUGGAGGAAGCGAUCCAAGCCGAUUCCUCCUGGUGGGGUUUAUCCCGCAAAGGACCAUUGCAGUCGUUGUGGGCUAUGCGAUACUUACUACAUCGCCCACGUGAAGAACGCGUGUGCUUUCCUCGGAGACGGAAUGUCGAGGAUUGAGGCUUUGGAGCCCAUGGUCCAUGGAAGAGAGAGAAACACAAACGCUGAUGAAAUGUACUUCGGUGUUCAUGAAAAGUUGUUGUAUGCCAAAAAGAUAAAACCUGUGAAAGGAGCUCAGUGGACAGGAAUUGUAACCACAAUUGCGGUAGAAAUGUUGAAGGCAGAUAUGGUCGAAGCUGUGAUUUGUGUUCAGAGUGAUCCAAAUGACAGACUUGCCCCAAGACCUGUUUUAGCGAGGACCCCAGAGGAAAUUAUUGCAGCAAAAGGUGUUAAGCCAACAUUGUCUCCUAAUCUUGAUACACUUGCCCUAGUUGAGGCAGCCGGUGUAAAGCGUCUUCUUUUCUGUGGUGUUGGUUGCCAAGUGCAAGCAUUGAGAUCAGUUGAGAAGUACCUAGGCCUGGACAAGCUUUAUGUGCUAGGAACUAAUUGUGUGGACAAUGGAACCCGUGAGGGAUUAGACAAGUUCUUGAAGGCCGCAAGCAGUAAUCCAGAAACUGUUUUGCAUUACGAAUUUAUGCAAGAUUACAAGGUUCACAUAAAGCAUUUGGAUGGGCAUAUCGAAGAGGUUCCCUAUUUUUGUCUGCCGGCAAGAGAACUAGUUGAUGUUAUUGCCCCAUCCUGUUACAGCUGCUUUGAUUACACAAAUGCAUUGGCGGACUUAGUGGUUGGGUAUAUGGGUGUGCCAAAAUACUCUGGAUUAGCCAUGACAGAGCACCCACAGUAUAUUACAGUCAGGAACGAACGUGGAAGGGAGAUGCUUAGUCUUGUUGAGAACCUCUUAGAAAUCACUCCUACAGUAAGCAAUGGUAAUAGACGGCCUUUCGUCAUGGAGACAGUUAAAGCAGACGAUGCUGCAAAACUUGGAAAAGGUCCUUCUCAGCCAGCUCCAAGGUUUAUCGGCAACAUUAUAGCAUUUCUACUAAACUUGAUUGGUCCAAAAGGUCUGGAGUUCGGUCGCUAUUCUUUAGAUUACCACACAAUAAGGAAUUACCUGUAUGUAAAUCGGCAAUGGGGUAAACAGAGAGCUGAUAGGCACAUCCCGUCGUAUGCCAAGAAAAUUGUGGAAAGUUAUAAUGAGGACGGGCGCAUUGAUAUGAUGCUCUGACUUAAAUUAAAUCCCCAUUAAAAGGUUGGUAUUUCCCCAACUGAUGCUAGUUAAUUUGGUAUCUUCACAUAUUCACGAUCGUAUCUUGUCGACUUUUGAAUGGAUUUUCGGGUAGUGCAGUUACUUUGCUUUCAGUAUUUGGUGAGAACUGUAGUUGUUGUCUGUCAACGUGAAUACGCAUGUGGCUGAUCCUCUCCAUUUUUUUACUGGCCAAUUGUUUUGCGAGAGGUAAAAUAUUUAGCUUGUAUAAAUAAUUUCACUUCUCGGUGCACUUUUGGGAGUAUCUCUUGUACUUGUAAUAAACUACAGUCUCUAUUGUUUC